GUUGUGUGACUGUAUGUGUGUUAGAGCCAGGUCCAUUUUGCAGAGCUCAACACUAUUGGAUCGCACUGAGUGUUUCCAGUCCCGCUCUUUGUGCCGCACCCUGUCCUCCGCGCGUAAACGCUCCUCCAUACAUCAUCACAGAGCGUUUCUCGCAGCAGCAGCAGCAGCAGGAGGAGGAGGAGGAGGAGGGGGUGCAGUGGCUCACCUCGCUGACAGGUUGGACUCAGAGAUGGGAGAACAUCGGCGGCUCCUCUGGCUCUGACACGGACACUCCGGCCGGGAAGGAUGGCUCUCAUCAGCCGGGAAAUGUUGUGCUUGAUCGGCGCCGCCUGCCUCUGGCUGCCGCUGCUGGCGGAGGUGGUGGCUGAGGACAACUAUUUAAACGAGGUGCAGAACUCAGUGCCUCUGUCCUGCUCUGAGGGGUUCACAGAGUUGGGGUACUACAACGGCACUGUGUCUCAGACGGACUCAGGCGCCCCCUGUCUGAAGUGGACUGAGUUUCCAGAUUAUGUCAUGCAGUACCCGGGUCGGGGUCUAGGGGACCACAGCUACUGCAGAAACCCGGACCGGGAGUCCAACCCAUGGUGCUUCUUCCGACAGAGCUCAGGUGCCAUCGGCUGGGCGUACUGCGACUGUCACCAGGGUGCGGCCCGUCUGGUUGGCAGCUCAAUCUCUGGUAGUGGGCGUGUUGAGAUUUACCUGAAUGGCCAAUGGGGGGCGGUGUGUAACUCUCAUUGGACAGACAGAGAUGCCAGUGUGAUCUGCAGACAGCUGGGUUUUGGGGACAUCGGCACAGCUUUGCAGCAUUCCCAGUUUGGCUCCGGCUCCGGCCUCUUCCACUACGAGCGUUUGGGUUGCCGUGGGGACGAAGGCACCUUAAUGAAGUGCCAGAGCAGGACGUUUGUCACCGGUGACUGCAGCCAUGGAAAUGAAGCGACGCUGGUGUGCGCACCACCAGAGGGUAGUGGUCCCCCACUGCGAUUAGUCGAAGGGGAGGAAGACUUUGAGGGUCGCGUUGAGGUGUUUCACGCAGGACGGUGGGGCACCGUUUGUGACGACCAGUGGGACGACAGAGAUGCUGAGGUGGUGUGCAGACAGCUUGGAUUCGGCGGUAUAGCAAAGGCCUGGUCGUGGGCUCACUUCGGUCAAGGUUCAGGACCGAUCCUGCUGGAUGCGGUGAAGUGCACCGGCAAUGAGCUCUUCCUCGAUCAGUGUUCCCAUGGCGACUGGGAACAGCACAACUGUGACCACAUGGAGGACGCCGGGGUCUCCUGCAGCCCUUACACGGAUGGUGUGGUUCGUCUGGUUGGAGGAGAUAGUCCCUGGGAGGGUCGAGUGGAAGUGUUCCACAACGGUGACUGGGGGACGGUGUGUGAUGACCACUGGUCCCAGCAGCAUGCAGAGGUGGUCUGCAGACAGCUGGGCUACAGGGGUCAUGCAGAGGUCGUCACAGAUGGGUUAUUUGGCAAAGGCGCCGGGCUGAUUCUCCUGGACGACGUCCACUGCGAGGGAUCAGAGACCUCCCUGCUGGACUGUCGUCACGGGAUCUGGGGACGGACCGACUGCUCCCACAGUGAAGAUGUCGGGGUUCGCUGCAGAGUGAGAUCCAGUCAGGAGACCAACGAGGUGCCGGUCAUUUCACCUUCCACAGGGCCCCUGGUGCGGCUGGUGGGUGGCAGCAGCAGGAAAGAAGGGCGAGUGGAGGUUUAUCUCCAUGGAGACUGGGGGAGCAUUUGCGACUCGGGUUGGAACGACCUGAACGCGGCUGUGGUGUGCAGACAGCUCGGACACAGUGGCAGAGCGACAGCAGCUGUAGGCUUUGGUCAGGGGAAAGGACCCAUCCACCUGGACCAGGUGAGGUGCACAGGGAAGGAGGAGUUCCUGGGGGAGUGCCCCUCUCUGGGGCAGAGCAUCCAGGGCUGCGGACGCAGGGAAGACGCAGGGGUGAAGUGUGAUGCUACACCCCACGAGGCGGCGGUGAAGACCAAGCCUGAGGAGCUGAGCUGUGGGUUAAGGAAGAUGGUGGAGGUGGAGGGCAAGAAGAGGAACCAUGAAGAGGAAAGCAUGUCCAGUUCCCCCCCCAGGACUACGUGGCCUUGGCAGGUGUCAGUGUGGCUUCAGUCUCAGAAGGAGGGCGAGGGGCCCCUUUGCAGCGGCACGCUGAUCAGCCCCUGCUGGGUGCUGACGUCUGCGUUCUGCCUCAGCAGGUUUGGCAGCGAUCCCACCAUCUAUGUGGUGAGAGUCGGGGCGUCGGAGCAAACGCUGACGCCCGAGCGGCUAGUGCUUCACAGAAAGUUUAAGGGACAGAGCGGAGGUCACGAUCUGGCAUUGCUGAAGCUGCCCAGCACCAAGGGUCACUGUCUGACCUUUGACCCCAACACCAACGCAGCCUGUCUCCCUGGUACUGAUGGGGCAAAGGAAGGGAACAUACCUGCUUCUUGUGUUGUCAUGGUUACCACUGGAUGGGCAGGACCAGACUCUGUAGUUGCUUCCUGGGUUCCUCUGAUGUCGCCAUGGCAAUGUAAGAAACGCUUCGGAAACAGCUUCUCCAGCCACGGCACGCUUUGUGCAGCCAGUCCUCCGGACACCAGCCUCCUGCGUGGCGACGGUUGCCAGGGCAACUCCGGAGGCGGGCUGGUGUGUCAGGACGAGUCAGGACGAUGGGUUCUGACCGGGGUCGUCUCUGGAGGUUACGGCUGCGCAGACCCGUCCUCUCCUGCACUGUACACGCGGGUCAGCCGCUUCAGGAGCUGGAUGGACGAGGUCAUCAACCCGGAGGAGAAGCACGAGCACAGACAGAACGGCCACACAAACGCCAACAACGACCUCGCACUCGCAAAUGAGGAGCACGCACACAACCACGACAAACACUCACACAUCAGUGGGGUCAAAGAAAAACACACAUUUGCUAAAAACACACACAUGCAGUACACAAAAGAUGCAAACAAGCACGAUGUGGUGUGACUGAUUGGUUUAAUUGAUUCAUUGAUGCAAUUGGCUGCCAAGUGUGCCGUGUGAUCACCUGAGGAGAAAGGAUGUGAAGAAAAAAAAACAUAAAGCCUCAGUUAAACCUCAGCUGUGCAGAUAACGUCCAGCAUUGUGGAGGAGAGUCAGAAAACUGCUGCAACUUUAAUGUAUAGGAGAUCUUUCUACAGGCCAGUCAGAACUCAAACUGAAAGACCCAAAUACAGUCCAGAUAACGCUUAAAUCUUCAAAAUCAUACAAUAAUUAAAGUUUAUUUCACUCAUUUGUAUUUUGAGUGAACUUUAAAAACAGUUUUUAAAAAAAUUUACCAUCCGUCAGAAUGUUUUCCAAUUGAUCUGACUGUGUUUCGUCAAACUUUUGUAUAUUGUUUUUCUUCAGACAGGGCUCAUCUCUUCAGGCAGACGUCUCAAACAUGUGAUGCUCUAAGUGCUGUAGUUAACAGAAGGGAGCUGCUGACCUCGGGAGCAAACCAGUGCUUCAGCAAACUCAAAGUGUACUUCUGAGAUUCAGACGAAAGCAAAAAUCAGGGCAGGAUCAAAAAGUAUUUGUAUUAUUCUAGUCUCAUUAAUGAUUUCUUGGGUUAGAUUGUUAUUUGAACAGGUUAAAUCAAAAGCAAAGUGACGUAUACCUAAUAAUUUAAAACGGUACAUCAAUAAAAUUGAAAAAUUACCACUUAAGGUCUAAAUAAAAUGUUGUGCACUGCUAGAGGAGCGGAGUGAAGCAGUGGCUGGUCCUGCCAGCACAAACCUCUGCUCUCAAAGCCAUCAGAAGCUGCCCUUCGGGUCGUGAAGCUCUUUUGUUUUUGUACUGCUUUAGAUAGAUGCAUAGAUAGCUGCUGGCUUUAGAUAGUGCGUGUUUAAAUAUUAGCCAGUUGUGUGUCAUCUCUUUUCGUCUUUGGGGAUCCGUCCAGAAGGUGGCGACCUUGCUUCGUUUCCACAGGGGUGACCUGUUCUUUUGAUACAGAUGCUGUGAGUGUGUAGAUAUGUCCCGUGACCCGUCGUGUCGUGAAGCAUCAUCCUGUAAGCCCCUCCUGCCUGUCCUUCCUACUCUGUACAUAAGCCCCGCCCUCCAGACGUCAUGCUGUCCCUUGUAAAUCCUGUAGGUUCCUGUAAAUAAAGGACGACUGGUGGUGCAGAGGCCACCAGCAGCUGCUUCAAGUGUAUUGUGCUGAGUCAUGAUUAAAGCAUUUACCUGCCACUGC
Messenger RNA from Oryzias latipes (Japanese medaka), 4186 nucleotides. Its product is annotated as neurotrypsin. The record is from RefSeq and is a predicted model, not a curated record. Lineage: Eukaryota; Metazoa; Chordata; Actinopteri; Beloniformes; Adrianichthyidae. Gene Ontology annotation, cellular component: membrane. Gene Ontology annotation, molecular function: serine-type endopeptidase activity. Gene Ontology annotation, biological process: proteolysis.